Aphanomyces invadans is the source of this 1920-nucleotide messenger RNA. RefSeq lists its product as hypothetical. The record is from RefSeq and is a predicted model, not a curated record. NCBI's taxonomy places the organism in Eukaryota, Oomycota, Saprolegniomycetes, Saprolegniales, Verrucalvaceae. Gene Ontology annotation, biological process: mitotic cell cycle; spindle organization; establishment of meiotic spindle localization. Gene Ontology annotation, molecular function: protein binding. The transcript is spliced from 3 exons. Gene Ontology annotation, cellular component: spindle pole. The coding region runs from base 42 to 1898 and encodes 618 amino acids.
CGAAACCGUUAGAGGUAAUUAUAGGGGGGCUUCCCUGCAUCAUGAGCCGCAACCAAGACGGUGACAGCAGCUCCACGACGCGGCUGCCCAACAUAUACGCGUCGCCUGGUAAUGUUGGCGUCCAGAUCGACUCGUACCGGACCAAGGACAUGUUUCACCGCCCGCGAUCGACCAAAUUUACGACGGCGUUCCACGGGCACAUGUUUCAAGACCACACGCUCAAGAACGCCAAGCGCAUGCUCGCGCGGGAGCUCCAGAGACGACGAGACGAAGAAGAGCGGGGCAAGAAGCUCGCCGAGUACCAAAUCCAGCGCCUCGAGGCCAAAGUGCAAUUGGAGGAAAAACGAAAACACCGCGAGUACUUGCGCAAGCAACGGGCAUGGGAAAUGCAACAAGCUAUGAAAGCAGCGUCCCAACUUGCGUUGGAGCACCGGUCGGUCGUGCGAAUUCAAUCCAUGCACCGUGGCUGGCGUGUGCGACGGGCAGUUCGUCGCCAAGCUCACGCUGCCACAACCAUUCAAGCCACUGUGCGGCGGCACCGAACACAGCAAGAGUAUACAAGGCAGCGACGCGCCCAUCGCGUGCUGCAGAACCAAUGCGCCGUCAAAAUUCAAGCACACGUUCGACGGCAUCUCAGCACCAAGCGACUGGCCCAAAUGAAGGCAUCUGUUCAAGUUGCUUGCAUUCCGCCUAGUGUAAACCCGAACGACUCGCUCUCAGCAUCGCCUGCAACGAAUUUAAUCAACCCGACACCACCACUUCCGUCAGACAUACCACAUACCACCUCAUCUGCAGACAAACAAGAAGAGAUUCGUUUCCCUGUCGCCGUGGCGCAUGCCCCAACACCACCUCCAGCAAAGCCAAAACUACCAUCAUCGAACAACUUCGUCCUCAAACGCGUUGGAGGUGGGUUUCGCCGUAUUGUGCAGCCGCCACAACUCGAGAUUGCGCCCAUGCCUCCAUCCUCCGCGCGGUCCCCACUGUCGUCUGUCGCUUCCACGUCGACCAAGAAACGCUUUGCAAUGCCUCAGCCCCCCCAACGUUCGUUCCUCCAACGAUGGAACGAAGUACCGUCCCCUGUUGCCAAGUCGCUGGAGUCUUUCAUUCAAGACCCCAACUUGGCUGGAAAGCUCAAAAUUUCCUUCCCGACCCCUCCAUUAAGCGAUGCUGAUCCCCCCGUUUUGUGGCGAAGCCGCGACGCCGCCGAGUUGUGUGCGGCCAUGGAUGCAGCACUUCAUGUUGCCGAAACAUUCAACAUCACAGAGGAAGAAAUGCAGCCGCCGCUGACGCAGCAGGAUGUGGUCGAGCUCACUACUGCAAUGGACGACAUGAUAUCGUUGGAGGAUACCGUACCAGAAUGCUUGGACCAAGGGUUGCCGUUUGUCGUCCCAGUGUUCCCGAUCACAAUAAUGGAGAAACCACCUAGCCGUCCCGAAGUACCCGACCCAGUGCGAGUGAUCGAGCCGCGCGCCAUUUCGCAGUGGCUGUCUACGCCAACGUCAUCCCACGAUGGAGAAUGGACGGUAUUGCUGGACGCAGACUUCGAUGCGAAGGCCGACUUAAUCAACAUGCCGCUUGCCCCGCCGCCCGACCAAGACGACGAUGAUCACCGCAUCGAGCGGUGUGAAAACAUCAGCGUCCUUUCGUCAGGUGGCAUGGAACAUGCCGACUUUGACGACUCUCUGGCUACCCUCGAGCCGAUUCUGGCUGGCCGCCGUCGUCCCAAGUCGAUCCUAAAAAAGUCUACCAAAGCCAACCCCACGGCGCCCGUCUUGGCUGUGGGCAGUAGCCAAUUUAGCCUUCGCAAGGACUCCAAGCGAGCGCACUGGGUCAUAGACGACGCGUGCGACGAUACUCUCCUUGGUGCACCGUCGUUGCCACCGCUAUCGCUAACUUAAUAAUCCAACACUGCCCACCCCA